GAGGCGGGGUUAAUAUAUAACGAGGGCAGGGCCACAAGCUCUGCGUCAAAGCGUCCACACGCUGUUCGUCGUUCUUGACAGCAAAAUGGCGACGGUUGAGUACGACGGGAUUGCGGAUCCGGAGAUGGACUCGCUCAGCGAUGAGGAACUAGAAAGGGAAGCCGAGGGAUACAAAGAGCAGGGAAAUGCAUAUUACGUUAAGAAGGACUACUCUGAAGCAUUCAACUACUACACCAAGGCUAUUGACAUGUGCCCAAAGAACGCCAGUUACUAUGGUAACCGUGCAGCUACACUGAUGAUGCUGAGUCGCUACAGGGAGGCCCUGGAGGACUCCCAACAAGCCGUGCGGCUAGACGACACCUUCACGAAGGGUCACUUACGGGAGGGCAAAUGCCACCUGUUGCUCGGAAAUGCCAUGGCUGCCAGCCGCUGUUUCCAGAAGGUUCUAGAGUUGGAGCCAGACAACAGCCAGGCUCAACAAGAACUAAAGAACGCCGAGUCCAUUCUGGAGUACGAGCGCAUGGCUGAGAUCGGCUUUGACAAACGCGACUUCAGAAUGGUGGUGUUCUGUAUGGAUCGAGCGCUGGAGUCGGCCUCUGCGUGUCAUAGAUUUAAGGUGCUGAAGGCAGAAUGCCUGGCGCUGCUUGGACGCUACCCAGAAGCCCAGUCUGUUGCCAGCGAUAUCUUACGGAUAGACUCUACUAACGGUGACGCCUUAUAUGUGAGGGGUUUGUGUUUAUAUUAUGAAGACUGUAUUGAUAAGGCGGUACAGUUCUUUGUUCAGGCACUACGCAUGGCACCGGACCAUGAGAAGGCUCGUCUGGCUUGCAGAAAUGCCAAAGCUCUGAAGGCUAAGAAGGAUGAAGGGAACCAGGCGUUUAAAGAGGGCAGAUAUGAGGAGGCUUGUGAGCUCUAUUCUGAGGCCUUGACCAUCGAUCCCAACAACAUCAAAACCAACGCUAAGCUUUACUGCAACCGGGCCACCGUCGGCUCCAAGUUAAAGAAGCUGGAGCAGGCCAUAGAAGACUGCACAAAAGCCAUUAAGCUGGAUGAAUCCUAUAUUAAAGCAUACUUACGAAGAGCCCAGUGUUAUAUGGACACAGAACAGUAUGAAGAAGCUGUGAGGGACUAUGAGAAAGUCUAUCAGACAGAGAAAACUAAAGAACAUAAGACUUUAUUGAAGAACGCUCAGCUGGAGCUAAAGAAGAGUAAACGAAAAGAUUACUAUAAAGUUCUUGGAGUGGACAAAAAUGCUACAGAAGAUGAGAUCAAGAAGGCUUACCGCAAACGGGCACUUAUGCACCAUCCAGAUCGGCACAGUGGUGCCAGUGCCGAGGUACAGAAGGAGGAGGAAAAGAAGUUUAAAGAAGUGGGUGAGGCCUUCACCGUGCUCUCAGACCCCAAAAAGAAAUCUCGUUAUGACAGCGGCCAUGAUCUGGAGGACGACGAUAUGAACAUGGAUUUUGAUGCCAACAACAUUUUCAAAGCGUUCUUCGGUGGCCCCAGUGGCUUCAGUUUCGAAGCGUCUGGACCUGGAAAUUUCUUUUUCCAGUUUGGCUAACUGUCCAUCGUCCCGCAUGUUUGCAGCAGACCCACACGGCCUCAAGAACCGACCCCAAUACAGACUUUCACCCGCCCCCUCAUUCACAUUACAUACACACACGAUCCCCUAUACAACUGCAUGUUGUACUGCAGUGUGAAGGGUCUAAGACCAGCAUAUGGUCAUUCUGUAAACAGCAAUUUUAAAAACACAGAGUCCAGCAAUCCUCUCUGACCACACCUUACAAUUGUAAUUUUGUUUUUCCUCACAGCAACAUCGUGAACAGCUGCACCCAUGUUUCCGUAUUGAUUUUCUUUGAAUUAAAAAUGUCCCCAGUUAAUUAACCACUGUAGAAAAAUAGCUUUCCCCAGUUUUUUGUUGUUGUGGAACAAAGAUUGGGUUCUCAGAAUGUUGAAGGUGCUACAGCAUAUGAUUUUGCAGCAUUCAUUUCAUAAAUGCAGGAGUCGUGCAUUUCUUCUGUUCUUGCACCACAUUAUGUCAAAGUGCCAGUUUUGACCACAGUUUCUGCUUUGGGCUUUGUGAUGCCGGUAAGAAGAAAUGUAUAACAAGUACCUCGCCUCCAAAUGUACAAAAAUGCUCCCAUAGUAAAUGUUUGACUUGUUUUUAAUCUUCUCAAUUCUGAUACCAUUUAUAAAUACUAUUAUUAAAAAUAGUUUUAUAAAACAUUCUACAACUAGUUGAGCUAAAGUCCCCCAGCUUGUUAAAUUGCUGCCUGCACAAGUGCAGAGUACAAGUCUGUUGUUCCGGUGCCCUCCAGUGAUUCCCGCCAAACACACACAGUUCUUUAUUUCAAAAUCACCAUUCAAUCGUUGCUGCAUUGUACAUUUUACUGGAAUGUAAAGUGUUUCUCUUCGUGUUGAUAGUUGAUGAAUUUUUUUUUUAAAAUAUAAAAUGUAUUCAUUUUUUGAUAUCAAUAUUUAUUGUAAAUUCUCAAGCCAGACGUGAGCCGUGGAGAUGGUGUGAAUGUUCAUUAGCUACACGAGGAUCUUAGCGAUCUGUGAGAGCCCUGCACUUAGUUUUGCUGAGCCUGAUUAAAGCUUACAGCUUCUCACAGCUAUCUUUGUACGAGUUGUUGGAGGACCUGAGUGCAAAUCCCUGCAGUGCCAUCAAAUGGGAUUCUUUUGCUUCCAGCAUGACGAGUCAGAAACCAGUACAGUUUUCCAUGCUCAGUACGCAUGAUUCAGUGUAGUCCCAGGUUUAGUAGGCGUGUAAGAGCAAGGUGGAGACUGUGCUAGGGUUUGCAGAACCUGGUUCUAAGACUAUGUUCAUAACCUCAUAUUAAGUGUUGUUUUGGAUGUAGUCUGUAUCCUUUUUGGAAACUGGAAUUCUGGAUGUUUAAUGUUUAACCCUGCAUGUAUACAUUUUUUUUUCUUUGGCCUUUUACUGUAAACUAAGUAACUGUACAAAGAAGCCUCGUAUAGUUUGUAUACUUAGCAGAAUUAGACUUUGGGUUCUUGAAACGUCGCCUACAGCUUAAAUUACACGUGUUAAAAUGACUCAUGUUGCCUGUCCUACGAUCCUCAAGAGUGCAAUCAGAAGAGAAACGUUCACAUUGCUCUGGCUAAUGCUAAAAGAACAGUCUUGACUUUGGACCGGGAUUUUUUAUUUUAUUUUAUUUUUUCUUUCUUUUUUUAAAUAAUUAACUAUGUAAAUAAACUUAGCCUGUUUUCUGUUUCUCCCCA
This is a messenger RNA of Tachysurus fulvidraco (yellow catfish), 3243 nucleotides long. RefSeq names its product DnaJ (Hsp40) homolog, subfamily C, member 7 (gene dnajc7). Gene Ontology annotation, molecular function: protein binding. The record is from RefSeq and is a predicted model, not a curated record. The coding region runs from base 86 to 1561 and encodes 491 amino acids. NCBI's taxonomy places the organism in Eukaryota, Metazoa, Chordata, Actinopteri, Siluriformes, Bagridae. The transcript has 14 exons.